Molecule: messenger RNA, 3254 nt
Organism: Rhodamnia argentea
Lineage: Eukaryota; Viridiplantae; Streptophyta; Magnoliopsida; Myrtales; Myrtaceae
Exons: 8
Coding region: 489-3215 (908 amino acids)
Source: RefSeq, a predicted model, not a curated record
CCAACAGCAGCGCUUGCAAAGAGCUCUCCUCCUCCCCUCUCUCUUUCGCUCUCGCGUAUGGAGAUCGAGUGUCACGCUGAGCGAACCCACGAGUCAAUUUAAGAGGAGCUAUUGAAGUCUUCCCUGUUUCGGCUGCCUCAAGAUUCCUCCGCUCAUAGCGGAACCAUGAUCCGCGGUUUUCCAGGGGGGAAGUUAGUUCUCGGUACUCGUACGAGUUUCCAGCUUCGGAGCUCGGACGCUCGAGGAAGGAGCCUCGAAGAGCUGUUUGUUUGAAUUUGGAGUGCCCCACUUUUUCUUCCGACUCUGUGUUUCUUUGAAGGUAAGAUCAGAAUUACCCGUAAAGCAUUGGGCGCUGGUUGAGGCUUUAGAGUGAAGAAAGGCAAGACUUUGACUGCUUUUUCUCCAAACAACGUUAAUCUUGAGCUUUACCCGUCUGAGAGGUUCAACAAUCCGACAAUCAAUAUCCUGAGCAAUUCUAACAACUUGCGAUGGCAAAGAAGUCGCAAAGGCGGCCUGUACAGCGUGAGAAAAAUCAGGCAAGCUGUAUGUGGGGUCUGAUUAGAAUACUGGAUUUUCGUUCCUCUAGGAAGCUGCUAACAGACCAAACAAGGCCAGAUCGCCUAGUUGCUGGUGCUGCAAACCCAAGAAAUAAACUUGAAUUGCUAAAUAGUUGCGAUGAAGAUCUUGAAGGAAUGCUGGAUUGCGAAGAAGGAAUGGAAAUGAUUGGUGCAGCUGGAAAGAAUAGUGUGAAAUCACUCAUUGAAAAAGAAUUGGUCAGCGAGGACGUGAAAACAGGAGUGAGCAAAACUGGAAUUGAGCACAAAAGAUCUAGUUUAGCGCAGGAGGAGAGUCAAAGGAAAAAGAACCGUAAAAGAAGUAAGAGAAGUUUGAAGAAAAGCUAUGAUUUGGACAGGGAUCAUUUUGGGCCCACUGAAGGCUCAGAACUCAAGUGCUCCUGUGAUCAGAACACAUAUCAACUGUUAGCAGCUAAUCACAAUGAAAAUGAAAUAGUGGAGGAUCUCUGCCAAGAAAUUAGUCAAAAAAGCAGUGGUUGCAAAAAGUGUGAUCCCUAUGGUCAAGUUCGGGUGCUGCUAAAUUCAAAGCAUUCAGACAUGGAGGAGAAACUGUUUGAACUGAUAAACGAGUUUCUCAGUAAACAGCUUACUAGCGGGAAGCAUCUCAAAGAGUGUGAAAAUAUGCAGUGCUCCACAGAUGUCAAGAUGCUCCAAUUUCUGGCUUCGGCCGAGUUUUCACUUUUAGAUCUUCUGCGAGAUCCAAACAAGACAGUAAUGCAGUAUAUUCAGAGCUUGCAAGAUUCUCAUCUGGAGUCACCUGAGGAAUUUAACUUAUCAGGAGAGCAAGAUGGAUUGAGGCAGUAUGAAGACUCCCUUCAUCAUGAACAACUCGACAAGUUGGGAAGAAGAGCCGAGUCUCAGGGAGAGAAGUCUUUCAAUAGGAAUGAGAAAUCUCCAGUUUCUAACAGGAUUGUUAUCUUGAAGCCUGGGAUGACAGAUCCACUGCAACUCAAAAGGGGGUGCAACCCAUGCUCAUCACCUCAAAUCCUGUACACUGCUAAGAGGCAGAGCACAAGAGCAAAUGCCCACUAUUUCAUUAGUGAUAUUAAGAGAAAGCUGAAGAAUAUGGUUGUGAAGGAGCAUCCGGGAAUUACUGUAGAUGGUCCCGAGAAAUGGCACUGCAGGGGGCAGCCAAUUUUAGGAAGUGUUGGGGAAAACGUAGGAAAAUGUUCUGCAAGUAAAGAUCACCUCUAUGUUGAGCUUGCUGGAAUCAAGAGAGAAAAGAGCAAAGAUAAACCAGGAGAUAUUCAAGUGAGCACUAAAAUGGAAGCUGCUGAUAAUCACGAGCAUAGGUUAUCAAACGUUUAUGUCGAGGCCAAGAAGCAUCUCUUCGAGAUGCUCAACCAUGGGGAUGCAGAUGCAGUUUCUUUGAGCAGACAGUGUCCAGAAACCCUGGGGAGGAUUCUAUCCAAUCCCAAGUUAAACUGUUUUCCAACUGUAAGUCCUCGAAGUGAUUCAAAGCAUGGCAUCCUAAACCAUCCGCACAGUUCGACACGAAGAACUAUAGAGUCAUGCAUUUCCAAGAGUUUCACUGGAAGUGUUCAAACUCUGGAGAGUGACCUAAAUAUCACAGAGAUGGUUCUUUCAAGUGAUAAAGUAGAAACCGCUGAUGCCUCUACUAGAGAGGAGAUGAUUUCAGAAGAUAUUUGUGGAGCUACUAGACUGGUAAUCCAGGGAGACCACCACAUCUCUGGUCCUCCUUCAGAACCAGUCAAAUCACUCGGCGUAUCAGUUGAGUCUAUACCUGAAGAUGAAUGUUCCAAACCCAUGACAAAGAAAUCUUAUGGCAUGGAGCAGCAGCCACUUUCUUUGUGUUCAUCUCCUCCAAGUGCUUUAACUAUAAAAAGAGUUGAAGAUCUAGAACUUGUCAUUGAUAGAUCGGACCGACCUAGUCCCGUGUCUGUUCUGGAGCCAUUAUUCACAGAGGAUGACAUUAGUCCUGCAUGUCCAGUUCCUGUUGAGCUCUCAACACAAUCUCUACUAGUUGAAUUUGAAGAUGACUUUUCAACCACAGAUGAGGAGAUCUAUUUAAGAAACUUUGAGGCGGAAAAGGAAUUAGUUUUCGAAUAUGUAAAGAAGGUACUCGAAGUCUCUAACCUGGAUUGUGAUGAUCUCUACUUAAAGUCACAAUCUUCAGACCAGUUAAUUGAAUUGUCAGUCUUGGAUGAGGUUGACUUCUUUGGUGACCACCUACAUUCUGAUCAUAAGCUUCUCUUUGAUUGCAUCAAUGAGGUUCUCUUGGAGGUUUUUGAGUACGAUGGCAGCUGCUACCCCAGCGUGUCUUUUGUGAAACGCAGAAUUAACCCAAUCCCAAACAUGAAAUAUGCUGUCCUCGAAGUAUGCAGAGGAGUUCAUUGGCAUCUUCUCCCUCUUCCUCUGCCACGAUCUUUGGAACAGAUCGUCCAAAAGGACAUGAGUAGAAUGGGAACUUGGAUGGGCCUGCACUUCGAUGUGCAAAAUAUUGGCGUCGAAAUGAGUGAAGCUAUUAUUGCAGAAUUGAUAGAGGAGAUCAUGUCGAGCUGUGUGAAUGAGAGAGUUCGGAGAGCGAAUGCCGUCCAAUCAGUUUUGCUGGGUCAUAUGAAAUUGGAAGCAUGGCCACUGGCUCAUGACAAGUAUGAUCAGAUGGUGUUCUUCUGUUGAGUCCUUUCACAGAGAGAAGGCUGACCGGUUGCGACGGCG